UGGAUAAAUGUUUUUUAUACUUCAUAACAUCAAAGAUAACUAAAAUCAUCUCCUGUAAGCAGACAAUGUCAGGACGUGAGCUCCUGAUGAUGACAUUUCAAACUUCCCCUGCUGAGGUGGAACUAACAUGUUAUUACACUGUGAAGAAGACAGAUGGAGGACAGCAUCAGUCUCCAGACAGUAACAUACAAUCAGUUAUGAUUAACAAAGUUAAAGAAUUAGAUUCAACAACAAGUCAGGGAGUCUCAACUUUCAGUGUGACUGCUGGUCAAACAUCUGACACAACAAUCAAGGAGACAGACAUUUAUUUUACUACUUCCCCAGCAACAGAUGGAACAACAGAUCAAACAUUUGACAGGACAUCAAUGAAAACAGACGGUUUCAUUUCUCAUUCCCCAGCAUCAGAUAAGCCUACAUUAAGCGGUACAACUAAUGAUAGAGACUUGCAUAAGUCCCUCCAUACAGAACAGAAAUUUCCUCCUAAAUGGUUGUCAGUUCCACCUGGUGUUGGAGUAGGUGUGGGAAUGUUACUCAUAGUGGGACUUCUCUGUUCCAGAAGGAGAAGUGAUAAAUAUGCACACAGAAGAUCGCAGCUCAUCUAUAAUGAUAACUUCAUAGGAAUGAAUAGCCGUCCCAGUAGAGAACUGUUACCUGUUAGUGAUGAAGAUGGCUACCAUAUGAUCACAUCCAUCCCUCCAGCUGAUUCUGCAACCGAGCCCAUUGAGGGGAACACACAGGACUCUCCAAAUGAGAACACUGAUGUCUACCACGUGUAUUCUACCAUCACCGAUGAACCAGCUGAAUCUACCGCAGAAAGUCCGAUGUACUGCUCUCUGCAAGCUCACUGAAAAGCUGUUUUUAUGAAGCAGAAAAGCUCAACUAUGCAUCAAUAAUAUCAGAUAUAUAACAAUUUAUAGAGGUUGUUUUUAAGAGAUGAAAUAUUUCAGUUCAGCUCCUAUCAACUUAAACUUUAAUUUUAAUGUCCCCUGAGGGAAAUUUAAUUUGCAGGAGGAUAAAAACAUAAAAGGAAAAAAAUAAUAACAUGGAAAUUAAAUCAAGUAACUUCACAAACACCACAUAAACAAGCAACAACAAAGACAACUGGAGGCAGGACCAUUAUUAAACAUCACAACUGUUCACUUUCAAAAUUCAAGUUUAUUUGUAGGAUUUCUUGGCUUAAAAAUUAGUAUUUCAUCCUGCUGGAUUGAGCUUUUGGCACUCAGAAUCUUCUGAUUGAGGCAAGGAGCCAAACGUCAGGGUGGAGAGGAUGAUCAGAAGUCUGUAUGAUGGCUGAGCCUUAGAGUUUACCCUCCCAUGAAAGUUUUACUACUUUUACAACCUUUGUAAUAUUGUGUAAUUGGUAGAUAGAAAACAAUUACUGUACACUACUGUACCAAGUGAUGAGGGCAAAGGUCAGGGAAGAUUUAACCUUUGGGGAGAUAGAAAAGUUUGCAAAUCCUGAAUUUGUUCAGCACCCAGAGAAUGUUCAGUCGCUGCAGAACUUUUUUGCACACAGCAAAUGUAUUUUCAGUAAAACACAAGUUACUGUCUAAGACGACACCAACGUAAAUAAAAUAACUGACACACUCCACCCACUCUUCAAUAAUUAAAGUUAAAGGUAGUGGGUUUGUUUCUUUCUGAAAUAAAUACACAUAUCCUUGUUUCUUGUCUAGUUUAAUUUUAAAAAAGAUUUGUCACACCAAUGAAUAGAAUGAUCUACCACUCAGCCCCAGGGCUGAAUCCACUCCCUGUAGUAAGCUCAGUAUGACUGAGUCAUCAGCAAAGUUCAUAAUAUAUCUUUCUGAAUGCAAGAUUCUACAGUGAUCAGUGUACAGGAUGUAUAAUAUUUGUGAAAGGACAAAACCCUGUGGGAAACCAUUGGAGGAGAGGGAUAGAGAACUCUUGAUAGAACAUCAGAUAGAGAACUAUUGACUCUGAGAUGGUGUGAUCUGUUUAAAAAAAUAAUAAAAUAACAAGAUUCAGACAACAAUAUUAGGACAUUACUUAAAAUGUACAAAUAAUUUACAUGCUGAAUUAUGGGUAUGGAUUGUAUUAAAGACCAAAAUGAAUAUCCAUAAACAGUAAAUGUGUGUGGAAGGUGGAAUGUUGUGCCUUUAAGGUGUAUAAAGUUAAAAAUCAGACAUCAUUCCCCACUUUGGGCGCUACACCUGUAACUGUCUGUAUUUUUCUUCUUCUAAACAUCGUAAAUUAAAACAAAGAUUUAUGACUGUAUACAAGGAGCGUUAA
This is a messenger RNA of Cyprinodon tularosa, 2247 nucleotides long. RefSeq lists its product as uncharacterized. NCBI's taxonomy places the organism in Eukaryota, Metazoa, Chordata, Actinopteri, Cyprinodontiformes, Cyprinodontidae. The transcript is spliced from 11 exons. The record is from RefSeq and is a predicted model, not a curated record. The coding region runs from base 66 to 848 and encodes 260 amino acids.